UUUUUUGUUUUACAGUGAAAUCUUGAAAAAAAAGGGGGAUCUGGGGAAAAUACCUUGCUUUCCAUCUGGGUUUCCAAAGAUUUUGGGUAAAACACAAUAAUAAAAUAAAAAGCAUCAAUUUUUCUAAUCUUUCAAUAGAGUUAGGCUUCCAUUGAUUCUGGGUUUCAAUAAAAACUAAUAAAGAUUGAAUCUUUAUGGUUAAAUCAUCAUCAAGUUAUAAUAGAAUGGUAGGAGGGAAUGGUAUGUUGUUUCCAAUACUUGGAUUUGCAUCAAUUAUUGCAUUUAUAUAUUUGUCUUUUGGGGAUUUAUUGGUGUCAGAUGAUAGAUACAAAAAAAAUGAUAUGAAUAUGAGUUUUGUGGAGAGAAAUGGGAGUAAUUUCAUAGUGGAUGGUCAAUUGUUUUAUGUAAAUGGUUGGAAUUCAUAUUGGUUUAUGGACCAUGCUGUUCAUGAUCACACCAAACCAAGAAUCAAACAAAUGCUUCAAGCUGCUUCUAAAAUGGGAUUGACUGUUUGUAGAACUUGGGCUUUUAAUGAUGGUGAUUAUAACGCUCUUCAGGUUUCCCCUGGUCAAUUUGAUGAAAAGGUUUUCAAGGCGUUGGAUUAUGUCAUUGCCGAAGCCCGGGAAGUUGGAAUAAGGCUUCUGCUUAGCUUAGUUAAUAACUUGGAUGCAUAUGGUGGCAAGACACAAUAUGUUAAAUGGGCAUGGGGUGAAGGUGUCGGCUUGAGCCCUUCAAAUGACUCAUUCUUCUACGAUCCAUCGAUUCGCAUUUAUUUCAAGAACUAUGUCAAGACUAUUUUAACAAGGAAGAACACGAUCACAGGACUCCAGUACAGAGAUGACCCCACCAUAUUUGGCUGGGAGUUGAUCAAUGAACCACGGUGCAUCACUGACCGUUCUGGUGACACAUUGCAAGACUGGAUAGAAGAAAUGUCAACGUUUAUAAAAGGAAUCGACAAUAAACAUCUAUUAACUAUCGGUCUGGAAGGAUUUUAUGGUCCUAAAAGUCCCAAAAAAGACACGGUUAAUCCAGAGUUCUGGGCAGCUGAUAUGGGAGUUGAUUUUAUUCGCAACUCUGCGCCAUCGACCAUCGACUUUGCCUCUGUUCAUAUUUACCCUGACCAAUGGUUUAAAAGGAAAAGUUUGAAGGGGAAAUUAAAAUUUGUGGGGGAUUGGAUGCAUUCUCACAUCGAAGACGGGGACAAAGUGCUCAAAAAACCAGUAAUGUUUACUGAAUUCGGAUUAUCGGAUCUAAAUAGAGGUUUUGACCCUUCACAACGAGAUGAAUUCUACAAGAUUGUAUUUGAUGUUAUAUACGAAUCUGCCAAGAAAAAGGGGGCAGGGGGAGGGUCGUUUGCAUGGCAGUUCUUGGUGGAAGGAAUGGAAGAAUUUAAUGAUGAUUUCGGGAUUGUGCCAUGGAAGAGAGCUUCGACUUACGAAAUUAUAACCAGACAUACAUGCAGGUUAGCGAAAAUCCGGGGAGCAUAUAAGCCAAUAGCAGGAAAUAUGAAAAAUAUAUGUAAUGGUAGACUGUGAAACAACACUAGAAUAUGAUUUUGAUUGAACUAAUUGUUUUGUUUUGUGAGGUUUGAGAAUUCAGUAGAAUAGGUAUUGUUAUAAGUAACACAUGUUUUCAUAUGCAGUUCUUAUAAUCAUAUGGAAAUGCUUAUAUAUA
Messenger RNA from Erigeron canadensis, 1674 nucleotides. RefSeq names its product mannan endo-1,4-beta-mannosidase 2-like. Bases 195 to 1535 code for a protein of 446 amino acids. Lineage: Eukaryota; Viridiplantae; Streptophyta; Magnoliopsida; Asterales; Asteraceae. The record is from RefSeq and is a predicted model, not a curated record. Gene Ontology annotation, molecular function: hydrolase activity, hydrolyzing O-glycosyl compounds. The transcript has 5 exons.